Molecule: messenger RNA, 3039 nt
Organism: Truncatella angustata
Lineage: Eukaryota; Fungi; Ascomycota; Sordariomycetes; Amphisphaeriales; Sporocadaceae
Product: WD40-repeat-containing domain protein
Exons: 1
Coding region: 1-3039 (1012 amino acids)
Biological process (GO): mitotic spindle organization; regulation of mitotic cell cycle
Cellular component (GO): mitotic spindle
Molecular function (GO): protein binding
Source: RefSeq, a predicted model, not a curated record
AUGUCUUCCACCCCCUCCAACCGGCUGAGGUUGACGCCAUCCAACUCCCCAUUUCUCCAACGUCCAGCGAGAUCGCCGUUUCGCGGCCGACCCGCGCCGGACCCCCGCUUGUCUCUGAAGCGUGUCAUAGGCACAACCUGUACUUCACCCAACGGCUUCGAUACGUGCCAGAAUUCCUUCGCAUACCUCGCCGGAGGAGCAGUAGUAGUCGUGAAUGUAGAAGGUGAAAGGUACCACCAACGAUUCUACAGAGCUAGACCGAGUGCAGUGCCAGUCUACAGCACGACGGCCCAGUCACUCGACCGCUCGACUCCUACAAAUACACCUAAAGCCAACGAUAGCAGAAACAGGUCUUCCAUAGCACCCAGAGACUCCUCUUUUGGCGUGAGCGAUUGGGCGGAGUCGCCCAGUGCCAAGACAUGGACAAGUCGAGAGCGCAUCAAGGCAGCAACAUGCUUGUCGUUGAGUCACGAUGGGAAAUACCUGGCAGUCGGCGAGACGGGCUAUUCCCCGCGUGUGCUCAUCUUCGGACUGCAAGACUGCUCGUCGGACAGGCCACUUGUGUCAAUAAGCGAGCACUUGUAUGGCCUUAAGGCUGUAGCGUGGUCUCCUAAUACCAAGUACUUGGCAUCACUUGGUUCCGCAAACGACGGCUUCUUGUAUCUCUGGAAAAUCGACCCGAAAACUGGUGCUGCAAAGCUCUAUCAGCAAAACCGAUGCGUCUCUUACGUACGAGAUAUGAUUUGGAUGGGGGAUAAUCUUAUCACGUUAGGCGUUCGCCAUGUCAAAGUUUGGAAGGUCGAAGAGCCAAAAGCUCCAUCGCCCACGAAGACGAGAUUUGGAGACGUGGGAGCGUCACCGCAACCCCAGAAGACGUUGCCAGGUCGAAACGCAAUCUUGGGAGAAUUGAUAGAAGCUACUUUCUCCUGCGCCGUUGCGCUCGACGAUACCAAGGCCAUUAUCUGCACCGAGUUGGGGGACAUCUGCCUCCUUGACGACAAGGCUAAGCAAAUGAAGCUGACAAAAGUCCUAGAUAUAGGCUUCACGAUAACCUCUGUUGCGAUGAGAAAUCAAGUCAUUCACGUUGGAGGCAAGUCGGGCGAUUUUGCCACUCUGGACCUGAAGCUAUUUCUCGAAGCAGAUGCUGGUUGCACACUGGCGACGUCGAAAUCAACCUCAGGCUUUCUGAGUCUGGGGUUUCUUGAGAACAACUUGGUGACUGUCGACGAAGAUCAUUCCAUUGAUGUGUGGAACGCAUCAUACAUCCCAGGAUGUCAUGACGAGACGACUACUCGUACGCAUAUCCCAGGAAACGGGGAUGCUAUGCAUGGUGUCGGCGCGUUUACGCAGCCGAAUGAGUCCAAGACCGCGUUUUACACAUGGUCUAGUUCCGGUAGCAUUAGGUUAUGGGAUACUGAUGGCAAUACCAUAGAGUCGUUCAGCACAGGUCUUGAGGGGGCCAACUCCCAGAACGAGACCGAUCCAGUCAAUCAGAUGACUGCUGUCACAACCACACAAAGCAAUGAUUAUUUCGUCACUGGCGACAAACUGGGCAUUCUUAAAGUCACGGAUGCCAAAACAAAAGAGUGUGUAUUCGAGACGAAAGCGCAUUCUUCUAAUUGUCAAAGCGUUGCGACUUAUGAGGACGACUCUCGAUUUCUCAUCGCAUCAUGUGGUCGAGAUAGAACGGCACAGCUAUUCCGUCGGGCCUCCAGCAAUCAUUUCGAGCUUUUCCAGACCCUUGAAUUCGCCGCUAAGGUGGUACAAGUCAUUAUACCAAGCUCGGACAAGGUCAUAACGUGCUCGCUUGACCGAUCCCUGCAAAUUCACGAAAUCGUUUCGAAAGAAACAGACCCGGGCGACCUGGCUGCCUUUCCGGUGCAAUCACUACCACUGAAGGCAUCGCCGACUUCAAUGGCCAUGGCACCAAAUGGUAAACAGAUAAUCGUGUCCCUACUGGACCGUUCGAUCUGCAUCUACAAUAUUGAGACGGGCAAAUUAUCGAGUUCCUUCAAGUGCGCUGAUGAAACAGCAGUUGAAUCAGUAGUACUUGACUCUCUAAUUUGCCGCCCUGCGACGGAAAAGGAACCUGCCUUCUUGUUGGGACUGUCAAACACAGACAAGUCAAUCAGGAUCUACGAUGUCACUACUGGCAGCUUCCUGGACCGCGAAUGGGGGCACACGGAAGCAAUCACCGGAGUAACCUUGGUUCAAGAAGCUAACGACGAUAAGAAGGUUGUCAGCGUGGGUUCCGAUGGUACUAUCAUGAUUUGGAGUCUCGAUUUGCAAGACCAGAUAGUAGGUUCUGUUAGUCGCGAUCCAUCACCUGUGAAGGACGUUACUGCUGCUGCUCGAGCUCCGCUGAGGCGUAUCCUCUCUAAAGCCGAUCUGGCUGAGUUCCAACGACCUCAAUCGGCUUCGUCAGGACGGCGGUCACCUCCCCGCACGCUUGCGAAGCGACGGUCGUUGUACAACUUGACCCCUUCUGGUCCCUUACGGACGCCGACUAGCACCGCCCAGCUCAGUCCACCUGCUAUUGACGAGGGUACGCCGACUAGAAGGACGUCGACCAGCAGUCGCACAGGAAGCAGCCCGCCUGUUAGUCCCAAGUCGUCGCGGGCUGCUAGGCGCCCAUCGCUGCCGGCUCUGAAAAAGACGAAAAGCAGCUCGAGCUUGAGAGGUUCGAUGAAUCUUCCAGCGACCACCGAACAACUAUGCCGUACCUUGCGAUCAUUUCGAAGGAAGCUCGAAUCUGGCGACUCCAUCAGUGAUAAUAUCUUAGCGGAGCUGGAUCAGGAGCUUCGCCUCACGUCAUUAGCCUUGGGCGACAAGGCGAAACACAGCCGUGAACUCGGCAAUUCCUUACUUGACGGUAUUCUCGACCAGUACUCUACAAAGUUGUCAGCAAUGCUCGACGAGAAACUACGUCUCAACAGCCAGUCGUCAGGACGAGAAGACACACCAUCGCCAGAGGACCCAACCCGGCCGGUGUCUCCGGGAGUUGGAUCCAUUUCAGCCAAUUCUAACUACAGUCAAUAA